Molecule: messenger RNA, 5768 nt
Organism: Periophthalmus magnuspinnatus
Lineage: Eukaryota; Metazoa; Chordata; Actinopteri; Gobiiformes; Gobiidae
Gene: kidins220a
Product: kinase D-interacting substrate 220a
Exons: 33
Coding region: 262-5175 (1637 amino acids)
Molecular function (GO): protein binding
Source: RefSeq, a predicted model, not a curated record
GUACUCUCUGAGAGGAGUACUGUUGUGACGAUACAGUAUGGUACAAUAAAACAGCCCACUUUUCUCAACUUUAAAGCUGCUUUCAGAAGAAAAAAACAAACAAGACAGAGGUGGAGAGUUGGCAGACAUGGGCGUAGGCCUCUCCUCAUCUAAUAUUCAGUCUGGGGGGAUGUGAGUGGAGUGCUGCUGUGAUAGACUGAGAUAGAGAGCGCCGGGAGAGGACUGUUGCUUGAGCUUACUACCCAGCAGCAGCGUGCAGCCAUGGACACCACCACGUCCCUGAAGAUGACCUCUCUAGCUGUGCAGAGCCUGUUUGGAUAUGUGGAGGAGGAGAACCUUCCAGCAAUCAAAGCUCACCUAGAUAAGUUCAGAGAUGUAGACAGCAGAAGCGAUAAUGGACAGACUCCUCUCAUGGUGGCAGCAGAGCAAGGAAACCUGGAGAUAGUUCAGGAGCUCAUUCGAAGAGGAGCCAAUGUUAACCUGGAUGAUAUAGACAGCUGGACGUCGCUCAUCUGUGCGGCCAAAGAGGGACACAUUGAGGUGGUCCAAGAGCUGCUGGAGAACGGGGCCAAUCUAGAACACCGAGAUAUGGGAGGCUGGACUGCUCUCAUGUGGGCAGCGUAUAAAGGCCGUACUGAAGUGGCACGGUUGCUUUUGGAAAAGGGAGCCAACCCUAACAUCACUGGUCAGUACAGCGUCUACCCGAUCAUCUGGGCAGCCGGGCGGGGCCAUGCUGAAAUUGUCCAUCUCCUGUUGCAGCACUCGGCCAAAGUCAACUGCUCAGAUAAGUAUGGUACCACCCCUCUGAUCUGGGCUGCCAGAAAAGGUCAUUACAACAGUGUCAUGCAUCUUCUGGCUAAUGGAGCUGAUGUGGACCAAGAAGGAGCGAACUCCAUGACAGCUCUCAUAGUGGCAGUGAAGGGAGGUUACACAGACGUUGUGAAGGAGCUGUUGAAGAGGAAUCCCAAUGUCAAUAUGACAGACAAAGAUGGGAACACUGCCCUGGCCAUCGCAGCCAAAGAGGGCCACACUGAGAUAGUGCAGGACCUGCUGGACGCUGGGACCUAUGUCAACAUCCCAGACAGGAGUGGGGAGACAAUGCUAAUUGGAGCCGUGAGAGGAGGUCACGUGGAGAUUGUGAGAGCUCUUCUGAACAAAUAUGCCGAUAUUGAUGUCAGGGGCAUGGAUGGCAAGACUGCCCUCUACUGGGCAGUUGAGAAAGGUAACGCUACCAUGGUUCGAGACAUCCUACAAUGUAACCCUGACACUGAGAGCUGCACAAAGGAAGGUGAGACUCCACUUAUUAAAGCUACAAAAAUGCGGAAUAUAGAGAUAGUGGAGCUGCUGCUAGAUAAAGGAGCCAAAGUUUCUGCCAUGGACAAGAAAGGCGACACACCCCUACAUAUUGCUAUUAGAGGGCGCAGUCGGAAGCUGGCAGAGCUACUACUGAGAAACCCUAAAGAUGGUCGCCUGCUGUACCGUCCCAAUAAGGCUGGAGAAACACCGUAUAACAUUGACUGCACUCACCAAAAGAGUAUUCUCACCCAGAUAUUUGGAGCAAAGCACCUUUCUCCGACUGAGUCUGAUGGAGACAUGCUGGGGUAUGACCUUUACAGCAGUGCUCUCGCUGACAUCCUUAGUGAGCCCACCAUGCAGCCCCCCAUCUGUGUGGGGCUGUACGCCCAAUGGGGCAGCGGCAAGUCCUUCCUUCUCAAGAAACUAGAAGAUGAGAUGAAGACGUUUGCUGGGCAGCAGAUUGAGCCGCUCUUCCAGUUCUCGUGGCUGGUGGUCUUCCUUACACUGCUGCUCUGUGGCUCAGUGGCUGUUGUCUUGGGUUUUACUGUGGAUCCUAAACUGGCCAUAGCGGUCUCCCUCAGCCUCCUGGCCUUGCUUUAUAUUUUCUUUGUGCUGGUGUACUUUGGAAGUCGCCGUGAAAGGGAGAGCUGGAACUGGGCCUGGGUCAUCAGCACCCGACUGGCCCGCCAUGUUGGGUACCUAGAGCUGCUGCUGAAACUGAUGUUUGUGAACCCACCGGAGCUCCCAGAGCAGACCACACGUGCUCUGCCUGUUAGGUUCUUAUUCACGGAUUAUAACCGCUUGUCCAGUGUGGGUGGGGAGACAUCCAUGGCAGAGAUGAUUGCCACACUCUCAGACGCUUGUGAGAGAGAGUUUGGCUUUAUGGCAACCAGACUUUUCAGGGUUUUUAAGAAUGAUGAAAUCCAAGGCAAAAAGUGGAAGAAAACUUGCUGUGUUCCCUCAUUUGUUCUGUUUGCCAUUACUUUUGGAUGCCUCAUCACUGGAGUAGCCUUGCUGGCCAUAUUUAAAGUGGACCGUGAGAACAUGACUGUAAAUGCAGUGUUGAUAGCUAUGGCCAGUGUGGUGGGCCUGGCAUUGCUGCUGAACUGCAGAACAUGGUGGCAGGUCGGUGACUCUGUCCUCAACUCUCAGAGGAAACGUCUGCACAGUGCUGCCAACAACUUGCACAAGCUCAAGAGUGAAGGAUUUAUGAAGGUUCUGAAACAGGAGGUGGAGCUAAUGUCAAAAAUGGCUAAAACCAUCGAUGGUUUCACACAGAACCAAACUCGGAUGGCUGUGAUCAUCGAUGGCCUGGAUGCUUGUGAACAAGAUAAAGUGCUGCAGAUGCUUGACACAGUGCGGGUGUUAUUUUCCAAAGGUCCUUUUAUCUCCAUUUUUGCCAGUGACCCUCACAUUAUCAUCAAAGCUAUCAAUCAAAAUCUGAACAGUGUGCUGAGAGACUCCAAUAUCAAUGGCCACGAUUACAUGAGAAACAUUGUGCACCUGCCAGUCUUCCUUAACAGCAGAGGCCUGAGCACCGCCAAGAAGCUUUGUAUGGCCACGCCCUCCAACGGGGAUGGAGGGGCCGCGGAGGGAUGGCAUGAAGAUAUGGAACGGAAAUUUUCUCAAAACAACUUGGGCCAAGAUCCACCGAAGUCAGGAACCAAAACUGCCUUAAACCGCAGGGACACUUAUCGGCGGCGUCACAUGCAGAGGACUAUCACCAGACAGAUGUCCUUUGACCUGACCAAGCUGCUUGUGACGGAGGACUGGUUCAGUGACAUCAGCCCACAGACCAUGAGGAGGUUGCUAAACAUCGUCUCCAUCACAGGCCGCUUGCUGCGAGCCAAUCAGAUCCUCUUUAACUGGGACCGCCUGGCCUCAUGGAUCAACCUAACCGAGGAGUGGCCCUACCGAACCUCCUGGAUCAUCCUGUUCCUAGAAGAAAGUGAUGGUGUAUCAGACCAGGUCACGCUCAAGACCAUCUAUGAGAGGAUUUCUAAGAGCAUCCCGACCACAAAGGAUGUGGAGCCGCUGCUGGAGAUCGAUGGAGACAUCCGGAGCUUCGAGGUGUUCCUGUCCUCCAGGCAGCCCUCGCUCACCGCCCGAGAUGUCGAGAUGUUCCUGCCCUGCACUGUCAACCUGGACCCUAAGCUCAGGGAGAUUAUCGCAGAUGUGCGUGCUGCCCGGGAGCAGAUGCACAUGGGGGGAGUGACCUAUCCCACACUGCCCUUGCAGGAGGCGGGGACCCGGGGCCCUUCGGGGUACGGCCAACACCCGGCCACCUGCUCCCCCAAUGGAUCAUUUACCGGAUCUCUGCCCCCUCAGCCUCACAGCGCGUACUUCAGUGGGAUGACCGGUCCCCAGCACCCCUUCUACAACAGGCCUUAUUUUCCCCAACAUGUGUAUCACCUGCCACGGCAUUAUCCGUACCACCCCCCCUCCUCUUCCUCACGCCCCCCCAUUAAACCAGCCCAGCCUAAGGACAACAACGAUGAAUCUCCUUUAAAGUGCCAGGCUUACAAAGUGAAGAAGGUGUCUCCUUCAGCACCAGUCAGCUCUCUUAACACAGAGGCUGUAUGUGAGCGAAUCAAACUCAUCGAUGGAAUUGAUCCCAAUAUGCUUUCUCACUACAGUGCCACCAUCAAGAAGGCCAAUAUCAAUGGCCGUGUGCUAAUGCACUGUAACCUGGAUGACCUGAAGAAGGAGAUGGGGAUGAACUUUGGUGACUGGCAGCUCUUUAGGGGGAUGGUGUUAGAGCAGAGGCUCGCUGAGAGCCAAGGCCUGCUGCUGGAGGAGUCACGGGCCCCCAGUGAACAGGACAGCAGUGUUGUGCUCCCCUCCACAACUCGAGAGCCUCCAGAGCCCCAUGCCUUCAGCCUGAACUUGAGCUUUGAGGAACUGAGUGCCGCGGGCCUGGAUGAACCCCCUCGUCAGAGCUACGGCUACAGCAGCUCCCACUGGCCGGUGACAAAUUACCGCACAUCAAGCGUGUCAAGCCUCACCUCACAGGAAUCCUCCGUGGACUUCUGCAAACUGAGCGAUCGGCAGCAGGCCAAGUACAACGACGCCUACAGGGAGUAUAUCUCCCAGGUGGGACAGCUGGAGGGGUCUGGGGCCCAGCACACUGAAGAAAAAGCAGCCAAGGAGGGCUCUGACCAUGAUUGCCGCAAGUCCUUCUCUAAACCAGGCUCCAAAGGAUGUGAUGCCCCCGACUUCUCAGGGAACGAUAUCCAGCAAUUGGAUCCCAUCAGCGAGGAGGAUGAGAAGCUGGACCAUAGCUCCUCAUCUAGGGUGAAGGGGGACUCGUACCAAAAACUGCCCAGCGAUGAAGACUCUGGGCCAGAGGAGGACAACACCACCCCCCUGCUGCACAAAGAGAAAGGAGGUGCCUCAAACAAGGCCACUGGGCUGCUCAACAAACCCACUUUCCUCUCAGACAUCCUCCUGGACAAGAAGGACUCAUCUGACUCAGGGAUGCGUUCCAGCGACAGCUCAUCUGACCGCUCUCUGGAGGAGGUGGACGCCUCUAAAGCCAACCUGAUGGAGCUGGAGGGCCUGAUGAAGAGGGGUCCGAGUGGGCUGCCGGAGAGCACCGUAGCUCGCAUGUCCAUCUGCUCCGAGGCUCCCUCCGAGGCCAGCCUGAUGGCCAGCAGCCCUGAUGCAGACUGGCCUUCCGACUCUAUCUCCAACCUGAAUAACAACGGCACUGACACACCAGCAACCAACAGUAACGCUAACAAUAGCCACCGGGCCCACAGCAAUGACCCGCCUACCGUCCUCAUCACCCCGGGCAAUGCCACCAUUACUGCAACUGUGCAUCACAACCGCAACCUGCAGUCCAUCAGCCUGGGGGAUGAGCGGGAGAGCGUGCUCUGAGGCAGAUCUAACCAACUACUAAACUCACCUUAUUUUAGUCAUGUCACUUUGUAUCAUUGGCUUGAAGUGUGUCAAGUAUGACAGCUGACUCCAGGUUCAGAAAUGUCCUGCAUAUUAAUUUGCACUGAAUACAUACGUAAUAACUUGGGUUUGUUUUUAGUCAAAUAGAUUUUCAUCACUUAAUGUGAAAUUAUCCAUCUAGAGCUGAUUAGAAUACAUCCUUAGAUUCUUAUGUUGGUGUUUUUGAGCUAAGAAAUAUAAUUAGGUUGUUUUAGCUGCCUUAGAAGUGUAAUCUGUUGUGUGGUGUAGCUUUGUGAAACCAAACUUCUUUAGACUUUUGGAUCUCUUAAGACCAGAUGUUUCGCCUUUGAACUACCUGAAGUGGCUCUUAGCAACAAAGUAAAAAGUGCAGAUAGAGGUCAAUAUUAGAAGUGUGCUGUCAUGUGCCUUGUCUCUCUAAUGCUCUUCUCUGUUUGAGAAAGACGUGCUGUAUUGUGAUUUGAGGUGUUCUUCCUACUGUGAUUGAACAAGUGUUCUUGCAUGAGGCAUUUUCAUGUCUUUCUGUGAAUCAAUAAAUGUUGUGGCUGUUGAAA